Didymodactylos carnosus is the source of this 414-nucleotide messenger RNA. The record is from the annotation of a GenBank genome assembly. Lineage: Eukaryota; Metazoa; Rotifera; Eurotatoria; Philodinida; Philodinidae.
AUGCAAGUUUCACUGGGACUAAGAGAAGGUCAUAAACCACUAACAUUAGAUCUAAAUACGUCGGCCGAUUCGAAACCAUUGUUACCCCGUUUAUCGUUCAACUUUAAGACAGCAAAUUGGCAGUUAUACCGUCGCAAUUUAAAUAAUCUUCUACGUAAUACUAACACAUCACAACCAAUCAAAACCGUACAACAAAUCGAGUAUUUUACAACAGCUCUCACCGAUUGCAUUGUCUCUGCAACAAAGUCAUCGAUAAAACCGACCAGCCAGACAUUAAAAAACUUCAAACCAUCAAAAACGACGAAAAAACUAAUUGAAUGUAAAUAUCGAGCGUAUCGGCAAUGGAAGAAUAUUAAUAUGUCAAUAAUAUUGACAUCGAUAAGAAAGAAUAUUACGGCAGCAAAUUACUCUUGA